This is a messenger RNA of Hippocampus comes (tiger tail seahorse), 3384 nucleotides long. RefSeq names its product family with sequence similarity 110 member A (gene fam110a). The transcript is spliced from 3 exons. The record is from RefSeq and is a predicted model, not a curated record. NCBI's taxonomy places the organism in Eukaryota, Metazoa, Chordata, Actinopteri, Syngnathiformes, Syngnathidae. The coding region runs from base 467 to 1594 and encodes 375 amino acids.
UUUGUGAAACUCUCUUGUCAUUUGUUUUGGGCGUUGGAGGAAUUGUUGAGUUGCUGAGGGCAAGUCCCCGCAUGCCCGGAGUCUUUAAUACACGUGGGACCUUUUUUUUUUUUUUUUUUUUUAAAUAAUCUUUCCUUGUUUUCAUGUCCUUUAUUCGAAGCUUUGUCCCUUUCUAUUGAUUCAUUUGUUUGUCUCUUGACUUGGAAACUCUUUUACCACCGAACUCUACUCGACAUAUGUCAAUCCUUGACGAGAUAACAGUAGUUGAGGCGAAUGUAAAAGUGAACAAGUUCGAAUGUGAUUGGGGUGAAACUCAAAACAGCUCCGGCAGAGGAUCUGGCAUGGCGACAAUGUGCAAAAUGUCGGCAGGAAAGCGUUGCUGACAAUGUACCAGCCCAACAAAAAGAGGAAAACCUCACUGGUCCUCUAAAGCCAAUUCCAACUGUAAUCGGGAAGCAAAUAGAAAAUGCCAGUGGAGGCCAUCCGGCAGCCGGCGAGGCCCGGCGCUUCGGCGACAUUUCCUCGCCUGCGGCCCAAGGGCCCGGUGGGUCCCGAAUUCUACCGGCAAAGUUCAUCUUCGGCCGUCCGACCCAAGCAGAGUGCUGUGGAGAGGCUGGAGGCGGACAAGGCCAAAUACGUCAAGAGCCAGGUGGCGCUGUCCAAGCAGCAGCCGGUCAGGCCUCCCGACGUGCGCAAGCCUCUGCUCAGCCCAGUCGCCAGCACUCUCAGGCCCGCCAAGAAGACGCCCGGCCAGCCAAAGAGCAAACAGGAGUCCGUCCAGCUCGACCUCGAGCAUCUGAGCAGCCUGAUCAGUGACGUGAGCGACAGGCCCAGUACGGUUGCGAGCGCAGAAUUCCUUGAUGACUCCCCUCAGCCGUCUUCCCCGAAAAAAGACCCGCCAGACCCACCGUCCCAUCCUCACUGCUCCAGUCCCACCCAGGUGAGACUGAAAGCGGACCGGGUAGAAAGUUCCGGAUCGACGGCGGGCACGGUUCGUCGAGUGGACGUCAUACCUCAAGCCGCCAGUGGGCGAACCCCUCGCAGGCCACCGCUGUUCAUCCGCCAACCGCUUCAGCCGAUGCCGUUACACCCGCAGUUUCCCCUGCGCCCGACUAUUACGCACCUCCUCCUCCGCGCGAAGGCCCCUCCGUCUCCUCUGAAAACCGUCGCCGCCACGCCUAAAGCAGAUCAGCCUCCUAUCUCUCCAGUUCCCAUCUUCCUCACUCUGCCCCCUCCGUCCCCGGCCUUCACCCAUCUAUCCGGCUCCCCUCGCAGCAGGAAACGUCCGUCCCUGACCCGCUCCAAAUCUGACAUGAGCGAGCAAUUUUCCCGAGCCGGGACAGAGUUGGAGCGCUUCUUCAACCUGUGUGGUUUGGACCCCGCGGAUCUGCAGGAGUUUCCCGGAUCCACUUCUGACAUUGUGUCUCUGGCCCGCUUCCGCAGCGUCAGCGCUCCGGGGUCAGAGUGCGCCGCUUCCGGCGGGCCUGACGAAGAUGCUGAGGAGGCUGAAGAGCGCGUUCCCUACGGCGUCUCGGUCAUUGAGAGGAAUGCCAGGGUGAUCAAAUGGCUUUACGGCCUGCGGCAGGCAAAGUGAAAGUGUUUCCCAUUGGGGUUGCAAAUGGUACAACAUUUCCAUGAGGAAUAUUGUGAAACUCUCUGUGGGAAUUAAUGGGAAUGAACUGAAAAUUUCGGGGAGUUUGAUGGUAAGCUUUUAGGUUCAGGCAGCACAGUGUACCUAAGAUUAGUGCACAUACACUUUAUAGUUUUGAGUUUGGGGGUUCAAAUCUGAGCUUCCUGUUUGCACAUUAGCCGGAGUGCCUGUGCGUGGGGUUUCUCCGGGUAUUCCGGCUUCCUCACCCGUUCCACAAUCAUGCAUCUCAGUUUAAUUGAAGACGCUAAUUCAGUGAUGUCCUUAAUGAAUGGAAAUAAACCUGCACGCAACUUACCUUCAUGGCUGGUUAAUUCCUUCUGCACGGAAAUAAACUAGCCACCCAUGUUUUGCAAGACAGGCUUAUUCAAAGCCGACCUUGCUAUUUUCCCAAGUUAUUAUCUUAAAAGAAAAAAAAUAUGCAGACUGUCACUCUUUGGGUGGCAUAAUGGUGCAUGGCUGUUAAAGUUCUCUGCAAGCGUCAACCUUCAGUUUGACAAAUUAUUGGUUUAUUCCCAGUAAUUCAUAUUAAUUCCCCCAAAAAUAUACCAACUCGGAAAAGCUCCAGAACCUUGCCAUCCUGCUUGCCAUGUAUGAAACUUUGAACCUUGACGCAGCAUCCCAAAAUUGCAGGCUGGCAGUGUUGCACUGUGCAAGUGUAGAAAUGUACAUUAAAAAAAAAAUCUAUGGAGCCUAAGGCAUUAAUUGGGCGGGGGGGGGGAGCAAUUGUGGCCCUGGAAUAUGAAUAAUGUAAGCACAAAUAGUCAUUUGUCAUUCUCAUGAAAAACUUGGACAUCCAGGUAAGAAUAUGUGUACAGUAUAUACCUCCACUUGAAACGACAAUACGGGCCCGACUUUUAAGGUUGUAGUCUUUGCCACAAAAGCAAGCUGGCUUUCACAUCUGUUCAAAUAACUCUUGGUAAUGAUUACUGACAAUGUUAGACUUUUCAGAAUAUCUGUGUAACUCAUUCCCAACCUAAAACAAAAAUAAAUCAGAAUAGCGACCUCUCGAUGUUUCUUACUUACACUCCCAUUUGCUGACCCGAUUGUCCAGUGCAUAGCCACAGCUCAGUACUUUGACCACAACUUAUUUUGUUCACUACAAUUAUUCCCCCUGCCUCUCAUUAUGGCCGGGGCCUUGUAAUUAUCUCACACUAACUGUGACGCCAUAGGGAGAUAUUUAAUUCGGUGGCCAUGUCGAAGGUCCCAAAAUUGAACAGGAAGGCAGCCAUUUUGGGGGCAGGAAGGCAUGCUCAUGGCUUAGUUUGUAAUGUUUUGUUUUUGCUUGACUAGUGAGCAUCGUCCUACUGGCAUUGAAAACCGGACAGUCAAAUGAUUCAAAUAAGAGUUGUCAAUGUUUUUUUUUUUUUUUUUUUUGAAUGCCUAGCUUGUGAAUGAUGCUUUCACGUUGUCAUUUGUUUUUGUUGAUGUCCUUAAGCGCAACUGAUUAUUUCCUGGUGAUUAUUUUGCGAAUGAUGAGAUAUUAGCUGUGAGAGUUUAUUUAUACGGUUGUAAUUUACUGAUACCUUAUUUGGACAAAGGUGUUCGAAGUGGUGCAAUUAUUUUAUUUUAUUUUUUUAAUCUGAUCAAGCCUGGGCUUGAUCAAGUUAUUCAAUCUUGUCAAAUGGUACAUGUGCAGAAUCUGAGCUCCCAAACAGUUGCAAUGGCAGUUUGGUGCAUCAGAGUUGAGUUUUAGAAUGGAAACUUGUCAAAUAAACAGUUGAACUCAGAAAAUA